UCGUGAAUCAACAAAAUUCUGGAUUGCAGAGCAUGGAUACCGAGCAAAUUCUCGAUUUAUUCAAUGUAACCUCUGACAAGAGUGGUCAAAAAAGCGCAAAUAAUUCAAGUGUCAACAACGGUGGUCUCGGAUCGAAAGGAAAGAAAAUCUCGACAAAAAAUGUUCUUGAUGGAUUGGAAAACCUUUGGGAUGACUCUCAAUACGAGGAUCUAAAUUUAGAUAAUUUUAUCGAAUCUCUUAAUUCUGAUCUCUAG
Acaulospora colombiana is the source of this 254-nucleotide messenger RNA. The record is from the annotation of a GenBank genome assembly. NCBI's taxonomy places the organism in Eukaryota, Fungi, Glomeromycota, Glomeromycetes, Diversisporales, Acaulosporaceae.